Molecule: messenger RNA, 1384 nt
Organism: Acanthopagrus latus (yellowfin seabream)
Lineage: Eukaryota; Metazoa; Chordata; Actinopteri; Spariformes; Sparidae
Product: relaxin receptor 2-like
Exons: 3
Coding region: 327-758 (143 amino acids)
Molecular function (GO): protein binding
Source: RefSeq, a predicted model, not a curated record
GUGUCACUCCCCCUCUCUGCAUGCGCGCUGCACCUGUACUGCUGCUGCCUCUCGUGCGUCAGAUGGCGAGUAGACCUUUUCUCUCCGCGUCGGAGUGGCUGCAGACCGAGUCGACCUCUCCGAGCGGCCGCAGGUUCUCCUCUGCAGCUGCAGCGCGUCGUUGAUCAGCCGUCAGCCGGACGCGCAACUUUUGUUGGUGUUAUUUUACGCACAGGUUCCCAAUUUGGAGAAAGAGCCGAGCGUGCCGCUGCUCCCUCAGCGCUGCCAGCCGCCAGCUUUGCUUUCUUUCUUUCUUUCUUUUUUAAAUCAAAACUUCAGGCGGUGCCAUGCAAGUUUACGUGGCUGUGAUAUUCGCGUAUGGAGUGUCGGCGCUGAAUGUCACGGAGGAGAAGGCGCCCUGCCCUCUUGGAUAUUUCCCCUGUGGCAACCUGACCAUGUGCCUUCCUCAGCCCAUGCACUGCAACGGCAUCGAUGACUGUGGAAAUCAAGCUGAUGAGGAGAACUGCGACUGCGAGCGCUCCUCCUCCUCCUCAGCGGGUGAUGGGACAGGUGAUUGUCGGCAGGUCAGUGGGUCCAGCAGCCGAGGAUCACAUCUCUUUCCUUCAGUGGAGACGAGUGACACUUGGCUCUUAGAGGGAAUGGGAGGCGACACUUGGAUUGGUUUGAUUUAUGUUCUGCCCAAAACACACACGCGACUAAUUCAGAGUCUGAAUUCGCGCUGUGUGCCAUUCUUUGUGCCCGUAUUAUCAUUUAACUAGCAAAGUGGACUUGGACACUCUAAACACACCAGAACUUUGGGCCCAGUUCCAUCUUCAUUUACUCAGACACAGUAAUCUCACAGCUGUUACCUUUCAGAAUGAGGAUGAUUGAUGAUGAUGAUUUUUCUUAUAGACCCAAGAAGUGGCAGAGAUAUCUUAACUUCAUUUAAUGCUUGUUAUGUGGAGCAGGGCCCGAGCCAGAGGCCACACUUUAACGUGUUUCAUUUUCAAAAACCUUUUUUUGUUUCUCCUCUUACAUGCUCAUGUUUCUGUAUAUAAUUAAUGAUUAUUUAAUCUGCCUGAUUUAUAAUGAGUGAUGUUUUUGGCAAGAAGAAUUGUACACAAAACAACACAAACCAAAAAAAACAAUAAACAGCCACGUAGGACUGAAACAAAUUGCUUUCGAAAAAGUUAUUACUAUUUUCAUAAAACAUGAAUAAAUCAUACGAGUACCGACAAACACCGGAUGACAGCAGCAUGUUUGCAGGCAAGGCUGUGUUCAGCCCUGAGGGUGUACAUGACAUUUAGAUUCAACAUCUGUAUGAAUGUGCUCACCAUGUUUACUGUGUGGCUCUGUAACAGCUUUUUCAAUGUAUCUGCUGAUCUCAGAAAUUAUUCUGUGUCCC